Messenger RNA from Sardina pilchardus (European sardine), 2696 nucleotides. RefSeq names its product unc-5 netrin receptor A (gene unc5a). The record is from RefSeq and is a predicted model, not a curated record. NCBI's taxonomy places the organism in Eukaryota, Metazoa, Chordata, Actinopteri, Clupeiformes, Clupeidae. Gene Ontology annotation, biological process: netrin-activated signaling pathway; anterior/posterior axon guidance. Gene Ontology annotation, cellular component: membrane. Gene Ontology annotation, molecular function: netrin receptor activity; protein binding.
UAUUAGACCAAUUUUUGCUGAUUGCUGUUAUUCAAAGUUAAACGCAAGGUGAUAAAACAUGAUGUCGUUACACCUGGGUCCCUUUGUCCGUUGGAGAUUCAGAGUGAUACUCGCAUACAGCUGGAUCCUUUCCAUCGGAUUUACCUGCAUUGGUGCAGAGCACGCCGCCCCGGUCACGCACGCGGUCCCCGCGGCCUUCUCGGACCUGCUGCCGCACUUCCUGGUGGAGCCGGACGACGUGUACAUCGUGAAGAACAAGCCGGUGACGCUCACGUGCCGCUCCACGCCCGCCACGCAGAUCUACUUCAAGUGCAACGGCGACUGGGUGCACCAGGACGACCACGUCAUCGAGCACACCAUCGACCCGGCCACAGGGCUGCCCAUCAUGCAGGUGAUGAUUGAUAUCACUCGACAGCAGGUGGAGAAGAUAUUUGGCCUGGAGGAUUACUGGUGUCAGUGUGUAGCCUGGAGCACUACGGGUACCCAGAAGAGCCAAAAGGCAUAUGUGCGGAUUGCAUAUUUGAGGAAGAACUUUGAAGAGGAGCCCCUGGGCAAAGAGGUGGCGCUGGACCAGGAGGUGUUGCUGCGAUGCCACCCACCGGAGGGUGUGCCAGUCGCCGAGGUGGAGUGGCAGCGGAACGACGAGGUGCUGGACCCGAAGGCGGACCCCAACUUCUUCAUCACGGCCGACCACAACCUGGUCAUCAAGCAGGCGCGGCUGGCCGACACGGGCAACUACACCUGCGUGGCCAAGAACAUCGUGGCGCGCCGCAAGAGCUCCUCCGCCAUCGUCAUCGUCUACGUGGACGGCGGGUGGAGCGAGUGGAGCAAGUGGUCGGCGUGCGGGGCCGACUGCGCCAUGUGGCGGAGCCGCGAGUGCUCCCAGCCCACGCCCGGCACCGGGGGCAAGGACUGCCAGGGCACCGACCUCCAGUCCCUCAACUGCACCAGCGAGCAGUGCCCGCAGACGGCGUCGGGAGCGGAGGACGUGGCGCUGUACGUGGGCAUGGUGGCGGUGGCGCUGUGCCUGACGCUGCUGCUCAUCGUGGUGGUGCUGGUGUACCGGCGGCGGAAGGGCGGCCUGGACGCCGACGUGGCCGACUCGUCCAUCCUCACCACUGGCUUCCAGCCCAUGGGCGUCAAGCCCACCAAGCCAGGUGUGUGGGCUCCACACAGACCUCCACGCAGCAAGAACUCCCACUUGCUGACCAUCCACCCGGACCUGACCACCACCACCACCAGCUACCAGGGCACGCUGCGCUCGCGGCCACGACGCCACCAUGGCAAGUUCUCCGUGAGCAACGGGCCGCUGCUGGAGCCGCUGCCCAACGGCUCGCACACGCUGCACAACGGCAAGCUGCCCGCCGACCCCACGGACUUCAUGAGCCGCCUGUCGGCGCAGAGCUACUUCAAGACGCUGCCGCGCGACGCCGCCAACACCUCCUACGGCACCUUCAACUUCCUGGGAGGCCGACUCACGCUCCCCAACACGGGAAUCAGCCUGCUCAUCCCUCCUGAGGCCAUUCCGAGAGGGAAGAUCUACGAGAUUUAUCUGACCGUUCAGAAGAAGGAGCCCCUCAGGCUGCCCCUCGCUGGGCAGACGCUGCUGGGGCCGGUGGUGAGCUGCGGGCCGCCCGGCGUGAUGCUGACCCGGCCCGUGAUCCUCAGCAUGGACCACUGCUCCGACGCCGUGCCCGAGAACUGGGCCGUCCGGCUGAAGAAGCAGACGUACGAGGGCGCUUGGGAGGACGUGCUGGUGCUGGGGGAGGAGCUGGCGUCGGAGCCGUACUACUGCCAGCUGGAGGCGGACACGUGCCGCCUGUUCACGGAGCACCUGGGCCGGCUGGCGCUGGUGGGCGAGUCGCUCAGCAUGGUGGCCGCCAAGCGCCUCAAACUGGUGCUGUUCGCGCCGGCCUACUGCGCCACGCUCGAGUACAGCAUCCGCGUCUACUGCAUGGACGACACGCAGGACGUCUUCACGGAGGUGAUGCAGAUGGAGAAACAGCUGGGGGGUCGGCUGAUCGACGAGCCCCGCGUCCUGCUCUUCAAAGACAGCUACCACAACCUGCGCCUGUCCAUCCAUGACAUGCCCCAGACCCAGUGGAGGAGUAAGCUGCUCGCCGGCUACCAGGAGAUUCCGUUCUACCACAUCUGGAGCGGCUCCCAGCGCAGCCUGCACUGCACCUUCACUCUGGAGCGCCUGAGCCUCAGCACCUGCGAUCUCACCGGCCAGCUGUGCGUCUGGCAGGUGGAGGGGGAGGGACAGAGCUUCAGCCUGGACUUCAACAUCGCCAAGGACAACCGGACCCUGGAUUCCGAGUUUUUGCUGAUGGACAACUGCACUCCGGCUCUGGCUGGCCCCAGCGCGUUCCAGAUCCCUUACCUCAUCCGGCAGAAGAUUUGCAGCAGCCUGGACGCCCCCUGCCCCAACGGAGCCGACUGGAGGCUACUGGCCCAGAGGCUGAAACUCGACAGGCACAUGAGCUUCUUUGCGUCCAAGCCGAGCCCCACCUCUGUGAUCCUGGACUUGUGGGAGUCGCAGCACUUCCACAGCGGCAACCUCAACCAGCUGGCCGCCGUCAUGGCCGAGAUCGGCAAACAGGAGGCCAUGAUUUUCCUGGUGUCGGACGGCGAGUGCUAACCCCGAUUAGCGGCGACCGCAAACAGUGAAUAUUAUACAUGUACACACGCAAACA